AUGACUUCUCUGGUGACAUCAGCUCUAGAUCGAGUGCGCAACUAUGCCGGCGCAGUCGCUUGGGGCCCCUUAGUUCAGACGUCCCGAUCAAUCAUCCUCUCUUUGCUUUCCCAGAUCAAACAGGGUCGCCUCACCGUAAUCGAAAGAGACGGCACAAGUACGGUUUGCGGAGAUGCAAAAGGAGAUAAUGUCAAGCCUGCGACUGAGUUGCGCGUCGUCCGAGACUCUUUCUGGGUGCGCCUGGCACUCUUUGCCGAUAUGGGUUUCGCAGAAUCCUUCAUGUUAGGAGAUGUCGAAUGUCCAGAUUUGACGGCUUUCUUUCGAGUCUUCAUCUUGAACCGCAAUAAGCUCGCAAAUGCCUCCACAAUCACCUCCUCCAUAUCCUCUACCAUCAGCGCUUUCUUACGUCGGACGAAUACCCUGGCGAAUGCUCAAUUGAACAUCAGUGCUCACUAUGAUAUUAGCAAUGCAAUGUUCGAGGCAUUCCUUUCCCCAGACAUGACCUACUCUUGCCCGAUUUGGAAGCCAAUAUCGGACCUCCAGCCCGGUAAAAAAGAAGAAUCUCUCGAGGAGGCGCAGAUGCGAAAACUUGACAGGUUCAUCGAUAAUGCAAAGAUCAAAUCCACCGAUCAUGUUCUCGAAAUCGGUACAGGAUGGGGCAGUCUUGCCAUACGAGCCGUGCAGAGGACAGGCUGUCGAAUAACCUCCCUCACCCUCAGCCGAGAACAAAAAGACCUUGCCGAUCGUCGAAUAGCCAAAGCCGGUCUGACAGAGAACAUUGAAGUGUUACUAUGUGACUACCGAGCCUUGCCAAUGCCCCGCGAAGGACCAUAUGACAAGGUGAUCAGCAUCGAGAUGAUCGAAGCUGUUGGAAGGGAAUUCCUGACCACAUAUUUCGAAUGUGUUCACAAACUCCUAAAGCCAGAAGGAGGUAUUGCAGUCUUCCAAUGUAUUACAAUGCCGGAGUCAAGAUAUGAAGCAUACUCCAAGGGCGAUGACUUUAUUCGCAAAUACAUCUUUCCCGGAGGUCACUUGCCGACAGUUUCGCAAUUGGUGGAUUCUAUCAAUAAAGGGAGUUCAAGUCUGUUGGUGGUGGAUGCCAUCGAGAAUAUUGGUCCUCAUUAUGCAAAGACAUUGAGGUUAUGGAGAGAAAACUUCCAGAAGAAUUUCGAUACACGGAUUCGACCAGCAUUGCUGGCUGAGCAUGAAGGCAUGACUUCCAGUGACGUGGCUCUCUUUCGACGGAAGUGGGAGUACUACUUCACAUAUUGUGAAGCUGGUUUCAAUACCAAAACUCUCGGUGAUGUGAUCAUUACAGCGGCUCGCGAAGGUGCCAUGGAGACGAUGGAGGAAGUACCUUUAUGA
Molecule: messenger RNA, 1365 nt
Organism: Exophiala bonariae
Lineage: Eukaryota; Fungi; Ascomycota; Eurotiomycetes; Chaetothyriales; Herpotrichiellaceae
Exons: 4
Coding region: 1-1365 (454 amino acids)
Biological process (GO): lipid biosynthetic process
Source: RefSeq, a predicted model, not a curated record